AUCAGCUGCAACGGCUUUACCCUCAGUGACCAAAGAGGACUGCAGGCUGUUGGUGUGGGAAUCUUCCCCAACCUCUGCCAGGCCAACCAUGACUGCUGGCCCAACUGUACUGUCAUCUUCAACAAUGGCAAUCAUGAGGCUGUAAGAUCAAUGUUCCACACACAGAUGAGGAUUGAACUGCGGGCACUGAGCAAGAUUUCUCCAGGAGAUGAGCUGACUGUUUCCUAUGUGGAUUUCCUCAACGUGAGCGAGGAGCGGCGGAAGCAGCUGAAGAAGCAGUAUUACUUCGACUGCACCUGCGAGCACUGCAAGAAACAGAUCAAGGACGAUCUGAUGCUGGCAGUGAAGGAGGGGGAAAGCAAGCCCUCUGCAGAGAUGGUAAAGGAGGUCAUCCAGUUCUCCAAGGACACGCUAGAGAAGAUCAACAAGGCCCGCAUGGAGGGACUUUACCAUGAAGUCGUGAAGCUAUGCCGUGAGUGCCUGAAGAAACAGGAGCCCGUGCUGGGGGACACGAACAUCUACCUCCUGAGGAUCCUCAGCAUUGCCUCCGAGGUGCUCUCCUACCUCCAGAUGUUUGAAGAAGCAGCUGACUAUGCCAAGAAGAUGGUGGAUGGCUACCUGAAAAUAUACCAUCCCAACAAUGCACAGCUGGGAAUGGCCGUGAUGCGGGCAGGAGUGACUCACUGGCAUGCAGGUCUCAUCGAAGCCGGGCAUGGCUUGAUCUGUAAAGCCUAUGCCAUUCUUCUGAUAACCCAUGGGCCUUCACACCCAAUCACCAAAGAUCUGGAGGUCAUGCGUGUGCAGACGGAGAUGGAGCUGCGCAUGUUCCAGCAGAACGAGUUCAUGUAUUACAAAAUGAGGGAAGCUGCCCUCAAAAACCAAAAGAUUCAAGUCAUGCCUGAACCCAGCAAUGAGACCACACCAAGCCUCUUCCACAAGAAGGAAUAAACCCUGAGCUUGACACAAAUUCAUGCCUGUGGGACAACAUCACCUGUGGCACCCCCAAAUAUUGGGAAUGUGGUAUAAGAAUGUGAUUUAUCCAUAAGGAUUGUUUCCAGUGGCACCAAUCUGACAGCAUGGACCUGCAGGGGGAAAGUCCUGAAAAAUGCUUCUCUGAAAGCAGGAGAGAUCUUGGCAGGAGCAACAUCCUUUUUCUACCACUAGCAUUAAGAAUCAAAGUAAAAAUCCUGUUAUAAAAUUAUUUACAUACUUACUGGAAGCCUGUGUCUCUCUACACAAGUCCUG
Eurypyga helias (sunbittern) is the source of this 1245-nucleotide messenger RNA. It is a transcript of the gene SMYD1, whose product is annotated as SET and MYND domain containing 1. The annotation marks the transcript as partial. The record is from RefSeq and is a predicted model, not a curated record. Gene Ontology annotation, molecular function: protein binding. The transcript has 7 exons. Gene Ontology annotation, cellular component: nucleus. NCBI's taxonomy places the organism in Eukaryota, Metazoa, Chordata, Aves, Eurypygiformes, Eurypygidae.